Centropristis striata (black sea bass) is the source of this 1770-nucleotide messenger RNA. It is a transcript of the gene tpi1a, whose product is annotated as triosephosphate isomerase 1a. The coding region runs from base 334 to 1080 and encodes 248 amino acids. Gene Ontology annotation, cellular component: cytosol. The transcript has 7 exons. Gene Ontology annotation, biological process: glycolytic process; gluconeogenesis; glyceraldehyde-3-phosphate biosynthetic process. Gene Ontology annotation, molecular function: triose-phosphate isomerase activity. Lineage: Eukaryota; Metazoa; Chordata; Actinopteri; Perciformes; Serranidae. The record is from RefSeq and is a predicted model, not a curated record.
UUAAAUAUUAAUUAAUUAUUAUUACUGUAUGACUUUUAGAACGUUUAAACAGACUACUGGGUUAAUUGUUUAAUUAAGUAAAACAGUUCAGAGUUGCAUGUCGUCCUUUAUCACACCAACAGGGGGCGGUAAAGCACCAUAAAGAUGUUUAUAACUCCAAACAAGAAGAAGAAGAGGGAUGUUUUGUUUUUUGUAGCCGCCCGGUGUUGGGUUCAGGUAUUUCCGACAGCACCUGACAGCAGCCGGACUCCUCCUGCAGGCUGCAGCUGAAGUGAUCCUCCAGACCUCCACCUCCUCUCCUCACCGGGCCUCCUCCUCCUCCGUCAGCCGGCCAUGGCGCUCCGCAGGUUCUUCGUGGGAGGAAACUGGAAGAUGAACGGGAACAAGGAGAGUUUGACGGAGCUGAUGACCACCCUGAACACCGCCAGCCUGCACGACGAGACCGAGGUGGUGUGCGGCGCGCCCUCCAUCUACCUGGACUUGGCUCGGUCCAGUCUGGACCAGAGGAUCGGAGUCGCAGCUCAGAACUGCUACAGGGUGGCCAAAGGAGCGUUCACAGGGGAGAUCAGUCCGGCCAUGAUAAAGGACUGCGGGGUGGACUGGGUGAUUCUGGGACACUCUGAGCGCCGACACGUCUUCGGGGAAAGUGACGAGCUGAUUGGUCAGAAGGUGUCUCACGCUCUGGAGAGUGACCUGGGCGUGAUCGCCUGCAUCGGGGAGACGCUGGAGGAACGCGAGGCCGGCACCACAGAAGAAGUCGUCUUCGCUCAGACGCAGGUCAUUUCAGAGAACGUGAAGGACUGGAGCAGAGUGGUGCUGGCGUAUGAACCUGUGUGGGCCAUCGGCACCGGCAAGACCGCCUCACCUGAACAGGCUCAGGAGGUCCAUGAGAAGCUGAGGCAGUGGUUUCGGGCCAACGUCUCGGAUGACGUGGCCGACUCUCUGCGCAUCAUCUACGGAGGUUCGGUGACUGCAGCUAACUGCAGAGAGCUGGCGUCUCAGAGCGACGUGGACGGCUUCCUGGUGGGCGGAGCUUCUCUCAAACCGGAGUUUGUCGACAUCAUCAACGCACGCGCUUAACGGGCGCAGGGCAGGAACAAGCCCCGCCCCUUUUGAUGUUCACCCUGUCACUGCACGCUGGGCUCACUGACCCACAGGCCGAGGUGUGUCCAAGGUUUAUUUUCCUGAAUACAUGAUGAAUGAGGUAAAUAUGGACCAGUAGAGUUACUUUAAAGUCUGUACUGUUGUGUCAUAUUACAGUUUAGAGUCAAAUCUAUUUGUGUUUGUAUUUCUUUUUACCAUUAGGUCAGUUUCUAAUAGUGUUGAGAGGAAUGUUUAGAUAAAAAAAGAGGAGAAAUAUGACGUACUGUUUGGAGGAAAAGUUUAGGCAGUUUAUUUGAAGUGAAAUAUUUUGGGAUCAGUCACCGCAGGUCUUAAACACUGUUGGCAUUAGUUGUAUUAAUGAUGCACUUUCACUCACUCUUCACCUAAAUGCACUAACUGUUACUUCAGGGUCUGAAAAUAGAAAUGUUCUGGACAGAAUGUGUUUAGAUGUAUAUGUAGAUGUAUAAUAUAAUAUAUAGAGAAGUCUAUCUUUCUGCUGGUACUGGAGUCAGAAACUUUGAUUGUUUCUGUAGUAAACACUCCACACUGCUGCUGUAUGUUUAACACUGGCUGUCACAUGUUCGCCAUAUUAAUAAGAAGGAUGUGACCGAUGUAAGAACAGAAUAAAUGAAUUAAUGAAUAAAUAAAAUGUGUUUGUGUGCUCAC